Molecule: messenger RNA, 285 nt
Organism: Prorocentrum cordatum
Lineage: Eukaryota; Dinophyceae; Prorocentrales; Prorocentraceae
Source: the annotation of a GenBank genome assembly
GCUUCGCGCGGCUGGUCUCCAAGAGCAUCCUCCCCGACAUGUUCUGCUUCGAGCCCCCGGGCUCCUCGCAGCGCCCCAGCGACGUGGGCUGCGACCUCUGCGCGGAGGCGGCCGGCGUCCUGGAGGCGCUGCAGGACCCCGAGGUGGCGGUGUCGGUGAAGCGGCGGCGGCUCCAAGGGCUCCGGGACGAGUGCAGGCAGCUCGGCAUCCUCCCCAAGCCGCUCGCCGACGACGCGCUGGACGUCAUGGACUUCUUCGCCGCCCCGCUGGUGCUGACCUCCUCGG